UCGCUUGUUCCAGAAACAACUCCAUUUAUCCGUGCCCUAAAUCUUUUUAUUUAUUUAUUUACGUCUCAUUGCCCUUUUCUUUGCUUCCGCUACAAGUCCAAUCUUAUAAAACCCUAGAAAAAUCAUUUCCUCCGUCUCUCCAAGAUUCACAUUGUAAAUCCCUUACAUCCCUUAAAAUGUAUCGCGCUGUUGCAAAUCUUGCUUCCAAGGCUAGAAUCGCUAAAAAUGCUUCCCAGCAAAUCGGUACUAGAGCGAGUUGGACUAGAAAUUAUGCAGCAAAAGAUAUUAAAUUCGGUGUCGAAGCAAGGGCUAUGAUGCUGAAGGGUGUGGAAGACCUUGCUGAUGCUGUUAAAGUGACUAUGGGACCUAAGGGGCGUAACGUUGUAAUUGAACAAAGCUUUGGUGCACCCAAAGUGACUAAAGAUGGUGUCACUGUUGCUAAAAGCAUUGAGUUUAAGGACAGAGUUAAGAACAUCGGUGCCAGUCUUGUAAAGCAAGUAGCAAAUGCCACCAACGAUGUAGCUGGUGAUGGUACGACUUGUGCCACAGUCCUUACACGUGCAAUUUUUGCCGAGGGAUGCAAAUCUGUUGCAGCUGGUAUGAAUGCAAUGGACCUAAGGAGAGGAAUAUCAAUGGCAGUAGACUCGGUGGUGACAAAUUUGAAGAGCAGAACAAGAAUGAUCAGCACAUCCGAAGAAAUAGCUCAGGUUGGUACUAUAUCAGCAAAUGGUGAUAGAGACAUUGGUGAGAUGAUUGCCAAGGCUAUGGAAAAAGUUGGCAAAGAGGGCGUUAUCACUAUAACCGAUGGGAAGACCUUAAACAAUGAAAUUGAAGUUGUUGAAGGAAUGAAGCUGGAUAGGGGAUAUAUAUCUCCAUAUUUCAUUACAAAUCAGAAGAAUCAGAAAUGUGAGUUAGAAGAUCCACUCAUCCUAAUCCAUGAGAAGAAAAUCUCUAGCAUAAAUUCUGUGGUGAAAGUCUUAGAACUGGCCCUAAAGAGGCAAAGACCUUUGUUGAUUGUCGCUGAAGAUAUAGAAAGUGAUGCACUUGCAACUCUCAUAUUGAAUAAGCUUAGGGCUGGAAUCAAGAUCUGUGCUAUUAAGGCUCCAGGUUUUGGAGAAAACAGGAAAUCUAGUAUGCAAGAUCUUGCCGUCUUGACUGGGGGUCAACUCAUAACUGAAGAACUAGGCAUGAAUCUUGAGAAGGUUGAGUUGGAGAUGCUUGGCACGUGCAAGAAGGUGACAAUAUCUAAGGAUGAUACUGUAGUUCUUGACGGGGCUGGUGACAAGAAAUCCAUCGAGGAACGAUGUGAACAGCUAAGAGCUGGAGUUGAAAUGAGCACUUCUGAUUAUGAUAAAGAUAAGUUGCAAGAGAGGCUAGCUAAGCUUUCUGGUGGUGUUGCUGUUUUAAAGAUCGGAGGAGCUAGUGAAGCUGAAGUUGGUGAGAAAAAAGACAGAGUAACUGAUGCUCUAAAUGCCACCAAAGCAGCUGUUGAGGAAGGCAUUGUUCCUGGAGGUGGUAUUGCACUGUUAUAUGCAUCAAGGGAGCUGGACAAAUUGGAAACCGCCAACUUCGACCAGAAAAUUGGUGUUCAGAUCAUACAGAAUGCGUUAAAGGCCCCUGUGCAAACAAUUGCAUCAAAUGCCGGAGUUGAGGGUGCUGUAGUUGUUGGCAAGCUACUGGAGCAGGAAAACACUGACCUUGGAUAUGAUGCAGCUAAGGGUGAAUAUGUUGACAUGAUCAAGGCUGGGAUUAUUGAUCCACUAAAAGUAAUUAGAACUGCUUUGACAGAUGCUGCCAGUGUAUCAUCAUUGAUGACAACCACGGAGGCUAUUGUUGUUGAGCUUCCCAAGGAUGACAAAGAAAUGCCAGCAAUGGGUGGCGGCAUAGGUGGCAUGGAUUACUGAGGAGAAGAUAAUUAUUAUUAUCUGAUUCCCCUCUUGAUACAUUUUUUUUUUCCCGAAAGUUGCAUAAUGAUGGAAGAACUCUAGGUAGCAAAGUAGAAGGAAGUUUGGUGUUGAUCAUUGAACCUAUGGUUUGGAUUGUUCCCUUGCUCUGCUAGGACGUUCUAAGAUUGAGAAUAUCUUUUCCAACAUCAAACUAGAAGGCUCGUGUAAACCACAUUGAUAGAGAGAGUGAGAAAUAAUGCUAAACUGGGGGUUCUGUUUUGUGAACCCUAACUUCAUAACUUCUUAGAAGCAAUAUUGAUUCAAAUCGGUGUCAAAA
Molecule: messenger RNA, 2223 nt
Organism: Papaver somniferum (opium poppy)
Lineage: Eukaryota; Viridiplantae; Streptophyta; Magnoliopsida; Ranunculales; Papaveraceae
Product: chaperonin CPN60-2, mitochondrial-like
Exons: 17
Coding region: 177-1904 (575 amino acids)
Biological process (GO): protein refolding
Cellular component (GO): mitochondrion; cytosol
Molecular function (GO): ATP binding; ATP-dependent protein folding chaperone
Source: RefSeq, a predicted model, not a curated record